Molecule: messenger RNA, 936 nt
Organism: Hirsutella rhossiliensis
Lineage: Eukaryota; Fungi; Ascomycota; Sordariomycetes; Hypocreales; Ophiocordycipitaceae
Exons: 4
Coding region: 1-936 (311 amino acids)
Source: RefSeq, a predicted model, not a curated record
AUGGCCUUUGUCCAGCCCGGCUGCCCGGCUAGGUUCGCCUACCAGAAUGAGCAUCGUGUCAAAGGGCUCAACGCAGAAACCCUAGCGAGGGUCUUCCUUCCCACGCCCUCAUGGCUCCUUAAUAUUUCCAUAUACAACCAACAGAUAAUCUCCUCGGAAUGGACCGAGCAAUGGUUCUUCAUGGUCGGCCGUGUUCAUCCCUUUGCCCUGACGUGGGAAAUCGAGCGACGUGAUGGCUUGGAGUCGGACGAUGAUAACAUCACAGAAUACACCGUCCCCGCGCUUAUAGUCCGCGAUCACAGCUACCAACCCUCGGUGGAUACUUUCCCAACGAUACAACCCAUUGUCUCCUUCACGGGACCUGUCAUCGGCUCCGGCCGCGACCUCCUGCAUGGAAACUCGGCUGCGGCCCUUGACGACACCCAGCUGAGCUGCUGCGGCUUUGUCCAGCUCUCCACCUUUAUUUGUCCUGGGAUUCCCGGCAAAACCCCCUUCAAGGGCUUUCACCCCUUCCAAGUUUUCGUCAUCUUCCCCAUUCACGCUAAUCCUUGGACCUCCCUAUGCAAGAAGAUGACCGAGAGGCGCGACAGCCAGUUCCAGUCGAACACUCUCUUCACCUGUACGGGCAAAAUCGCCGGCUUACUGGAUCACCAGAUCAUGAAACAUGCCCCGGCUUUCGACCAAGACUAUAUCUUCAUCGUCGUCCCCGACACGUGGACUUUCCACGACAAGGCCAUGUCCGACCAGGCUUCUGCAACACAACUACUGCCGACGACACCCAAGAGCGCGGUCGGCAAUCCCUCGGACUAUAGCGUUGCGUUGGCCAGUCGAUCCCCUUAUGCUGGCAUCAAGUCGGUCAUUGCCCGAUCCCUACCAAACCCCAACCAAGAGACCGCGACUUUCUCCCGAAACUUCCACCAUAAUCACCGACUGUGA